GCCUUGCGAUUCUCGGGAUCUGGGGCAGGAGCAGGAGGAGGAGAUGCUCUUGAGACAUUUCCCGCCCCCACCGUGGCUUUCACUUCUGUUCGGCCCUUUGCGGCUGGAAAUAUGAAGGUUAUCUAUCCGUUAGCGGAUGCACAUCGUGGUGGAGCUGCUGCUGCUGCCCCUGCCCCUGCCCCUGCCGAUGUGCCGGUUCCAUGUGCAGGCGUAGCGCCUGCUGCUGCGGCGGGGGGCCCCCCCCCGCCAGACGCUCCGGAAGCGCUGCCUCGUCAAGGGGAGCCACAGGGCAUUACCAGCAUAGCAGCGUCAAGCUCUGCACACUUUCCCUCCUGUGUUGCUGCGGCUCUCGCCGCCUCCACGGUGUCAAGGAAACACCAAACUGCAGAGGCGGCAAACCAGCGGGCAGCUGUGCAGCCGCUGCAGGCAGCAGCAACGAGCGCGAAGCCUCACGAUAUAAACAGAUGCCUCCCAGCAGCAGAAAGUGCGGCAGGAAUAACAGCGCAUGACGCCAAUGCUGCCGCCGCUUUCGCCGCUGCAUUGUCUGCUACGUGGCCUUCAUGCUGCAGCGGUGCAUGGAUGUCGCUCCCUUGCGCCUUGGCUGUAGCAGCCGACGCUGCAAGGCACGUUUGGUGCGCAAGAGGCAAUGCUGCAAGCGAGGGGAGAUGCUGGGUCGGAAACUGCCGGGAGAGGGGGGAAGUCUACGAGUCUGCAGCACCGAAGGCUGAUCUGGUGGAAGCGGGUGUUGCCCCUCCAGCUGAGCCUGCUGUGUUCCGCAUAUACAUGCACGUCUGGUGUGUGCUUUCUGCGGAUGUAUUAUCGCAUGCAAGGAGGUUUGCUUCUGCUAAAACGCGGCAGAUGCCGCAGGUCGAGGCACAUGCAGGAGAGCUCCAACAACGUGUCUAUCGAGCCGCUACUGCUCGCGCUGCGGCUGCCGCCGCUGCUGUCUUACCGGAGAUGCAGCGCUCCGCCGUUGUAGCUUCCUCUGGUUUUGCUGCUGCUGCCGGCGUUGGCAGCAGCACUAGCAGCCGAGCAGUCCGCGAUCCCCAGUACCUCUGCAGCAGCAGCAAAGCUUCCAGCAUGCUGCAGGGGUCGACGCUCCUAGCGCGGCUGCAGCGCAUUGUAGGGUGUAACUGCAGCAGUUGUUGCGACAGCAGCUGCGAGAGGGAGGUGCAGCGAGAGGCCUCUUUGCCCCCUUCCGAUUCUGUAUGGCCUGUGAGGCUGCAACAAGCCGCAGGCGGGGUGCUGCUUGCCUUCAUCCUUCCCCUCGCAGCGCCGGUGUUAUGCGUCUUUGCCGUGCUGCCAGGGUUGCUGCUGCUGCUCCUGCCGCUCCUCUUGCUGCUGCUGCUGCUCCCCGACCCCGCGGUCGAUACGGAGAUUCUGGCAGCAGUUGAAGCGUGGAGGAGACGCUACCAAGAGCAGCAGCACGAGCUGCAGCAACAGGAGGAACUGAAUCGCGAGCAACCCGUGCAUUUGGUGCUGCUGGUGGUAGGAGAUUUCGGGCGUAGCCCGCGCAUGGUACAGCAUGCGAUAGCCGCCCUGCAGCAGCAGCAGCAGCAAGAGCAGCUGCAGCAACAAGAGCAGCUGCAGCAACAAGAGCAGCUGCAGCAGCAAGAGCAUGAGGAGCCUUCUUAUUACCAGUCCCACGAAGAGCGACAGACACUACUGACUCCCAUAGUCCAUGUGCUGGCCUUCCACGAGUCGCCUCUUCCCUCUUGUCUUGUGGCAGCGGCAGAGCAGCAGCAGCUGCUGCUGCAUGCUCUGCAGCAGCCUUCCAUCGAGGGCAGCAGACAGCGGCUUUGCAGCACGCUGCUGGGGCACUGCUGCUUCCUGUGCGUGAAGCUGUUUCAGCUGUCGCUCCUGCUGCUGGCGCAGCUUGUACGGCUGUUGGUGUCUAUACACCGCAUAACCCGACAGGUGUACGGCGGGCAGCAGGGGAAGAAGCAGCGUCAGCGACCACGUGUGCUUCUGCUGAUGCAGAAUCCCCCAGGCUUCCCCGCAAUGCCACUUGCCACGCUUUGCUGCAAGCUUGCGGGAGUACGUCUCAUAGUGGACUGGCACAAUUACACGCACUCCUUGCUGCUGCUACCAGCACAGGAGGAGAUAGCAAAAGUGCAGCCGAAGGCGGAAACGCUGAGGGUCAAGCAGCUGCAAGACGGCGAUGCUGAAGACUUUUCCCGCUGGCUUGUCUGCAGAGCCGCUGCUGCAGGCGCAGCAGCGGCUCAAAAGAAAGCGCAUGCUGCAGUGACUGCCGCCGCAUCGGCUAUGGGAGCAGCACGGCAGGCCCUGAAGCGCGCAACACGGCUAGCAGCAGCGGCUGCAGAAUUCCAGAUCGGUCGGUUCGCGGAUGGAGCUUUCUGUGUCUCCAUGCGCAUGCAGCAGCAGCUGCGGCAGCAGCACAUUGCUGCCGAGCUGCUGUACGACCAACCCGCCGAGCAACUGCAGCUGCUGCCCCUCCUGCAGAGGCACCGCAUUGCAGCCGCCUACUUCUCAGAAGCAGCAGUAAAAACAACAGGGGAAGCAAAAGGCUCUGCAUCGUCAACAGUGGUGACAGACGAGAUGGCUUCCGCAGCACCCACUGCGGUGUUCGAGGGUUACACUGCAGAUGAGGACUUGCUGCUGCUGUUGCGGGCUCUCCAGCUGUACGAUGUUGCGGUGCAGCAGCAGCAGCAGCAGCGGCAACACCAACGGCAGCAGCAACGGCAGCAGCAGCCCGCGAACAACACCGUCAUCCCCUACGUGUCGUGCAGCAGCAGCAGCAACGCGAGUGACGCAGAAGACGGCUUGGGCAACCAGCCGCAAACACAGGCGCAAACGGCAUUAGGCGAUGCUGCGAAUUCGGGCUCCUUGUUGUUCGAUUUGCGCGUUCUUGCAGAGCGUGCAAGAGGCAGCGGCAGCGGGAGCACCAACGAAGUCAGCAUGGAUGCAAGGGACUAUACGUCCUUCCCGGAGGAAUGGCGGCGUGUUGCCUUGCCCAUGUUGCAGAGGCUGUUGUACUAG
Cyclospora cayetanensis is the source of this 3000-nucleotide messenger RNA. RefSeq lists its product as uncharacterized. Lineage: Eukaryota; Apicomplexa; Conoidasida; Eucoccidiorida; Eimeriidae. Gene Ontology annotation, cellular component: endoplasmic reticulum. The annotation marks the transcript as partial. Gene Ontology annotation, molecular function: mannosyltransferase activity. The record is from RefSeq and is a predicted model, not a curated record. The transcript is spliced from 8 exons.